AUGCGCACCAAACACGCAGCGCACUCCUUUCCCGCUUUCCCAGUCUAUUCCGCAGCCUUUGUGGGCUACAAUGAACUCGUACUGGGCGGGGGCGGCGGGGCAACCAGGAGUGGGAUCAAGAACAAACUGAGGUUGUACCGUGUGGAGAAUGAAAAGUCCCUGGACCUCCUGGACGAGUACGAGUUUGCCAUGAAUGAGGACGUGCCUAUGAGUAUGGCUGCGCACCCCAAGACGAAAGCCAUUGUGUGCGGUGUAAAUAGCUCGCACGAGAAAAUGCUGCGGGGGGAGAACGAGAAUUGUCGGAUGUUGUCCGUGAAAGACAAGAAAUUCAAGCUUGAAAGCGCAAACGGUACUAUACCUCCGGAAGAUGAGGAGGAAUACCAGAGAGCGACUUCUUUCUCUGAAGACGGCAACUUUGUGGCAGCUGCUGGACAGCACCAUCUAUCCGUAUUGUCAUAUCCCAGUAUGUCCCGCGCAACCAAAGACGUCCACAUCUCCGACGACGAGAUCUACGAUGUCUCCUUCUCAAGUUCAUCCUUGGUCUUAACUCUCACCAAGGGCCUGCGUGUCUACGAUCUACCCAAAGACAUCAGCGUCAGCCAAGAGAGCAAAAAGGGCAAAGAGAAAGAAGUGCCCCUGCCCGAUCUUGCUCUCGCUCAGACUAUCAAGCGGCCCACGCUCCCCGGCGCAGAGUCGUACAACGUCAGCUACCGCGCUGCGAGAUUCAAGCCGGGCAGCAAUAAGAUCAUCUAUUCGGCGAUCAACUCCGCGCCUCCAAGGGGGAAGGGCAAGGCGCCGCCGCGGCGAGCGUACGUCUGCACGAUCCAGGGCGAUAAAUCCGGCUGGACGGUCGAGAAGAAACGCAAGGUGUCUGACGGGAGUAUAACCGUCUUCGAUGUCAGCUUGGACGGGAGGUUCCUUGCGUAUGGAUCGUCAGAUCUUUCCAUCGGCCUGCUAGAUGCUACGACUUUAGCGCCCCUCCUGACCAUCUUGAGAGCGCACGAGCUUCCCCCCACUGCCCUUCGGUUCAACCCUCCGUCAAAAUUGCUUAUCUCGGGAAGCGCGGACAACACUCUGCGUGUGAUUGAGGUUCCUGAAUUUAGCGGUGGAGGAUGGGGAACGUUCAUUCUCAUUCUUCUCGCGCUGUUCGUCAUCCUCUUCGCUGUGGCCACCCAGUUGUAUAUCAGCGGACGGAUAUAA
Messenger RNA from Gloeophyllum trabeum ATCC 11539, 1200 nucleotides. RefSeq lists its product as uncharacterized. The record is from RefSeq and is a predicted model, not a curated record. Gene Ontology annotation, cellular component: endoplasmic reticulum membrane. The transcript has 11 exons. Bases 1 to 1200 code for a protein of 399 amino acids. Gene Ontology annotation, molecular function: protein binding; GTPase activator activity; guanyl-nucleotide exchange factor activity. Lineage: Eukaryota; Fungi; Basidiomycota; Agaricomycetes; Gloeophyllales; Gloeophyllaceae. Gene Ontology annotation, biological process: protein secretion.